AUCUCUAGACACUGCGACAUUUUCCCCUCCUUCCACCUUUUCACCUUUUCUACUGCUCUGACUAAUUAAUAGUUUACAGUUUAACCCCAAUAGAGAGAGAGAGAGAGAGAAAAAAAAAGGAAAGGAGAAAAAGUAAAUAACGCGCGAAAAUAGGGAGGGGGGAGAAGAUCUAGGGCAAGAAUCGAUUCCCGUCAUCGACAUCUUCUCGCGCCUUCAAUCCAGCCUCCGUUUCCGGUCCUCCUCCUCCCCCGGGAGCGGCGGCGGCGGACGAGGAGCUCGGGGGCACGCCUCCGCACUUCUGACACCGGUUGACGACGAGUAUCUGCCGGCAGGAAGGGCAGGACGAAUGGCUGCCGAGCCAGGUGUCGAUGCAGUCGACGUGGAAGCCAUGGCCGCACUGCGGGAGCACCCGGAACUCGUCCCCGGCCGCGAAUUCCACGAGGCAGAUGGCGCAAUCGGUGAAUUUCGCAGCGGCGUCGUCGGCGGGGGAGAAGGUCUGCUUGGGGAGGGCGCGGAGGACCUUCUUCUUCACUCCCUUGUUGGCCUGCGAGGAGCUCGGGGCCCCCGGCGGAGCCCUGCCUCCCCCCGCCGCGGCGGCGGGUCCGGAGGAGGAGAGGCGGCGGAUCCAGGCGCAGCGGGCGACGGCGACGAGGCCGAGGACGCAGAUCAGGGCGCAGAGGAGUGCGGCCAGUAUGACGACGAAGUCGCUGUCCACCGGCGGGACGGGCGGUUGGGAGUCCCCGGCCGGUGCUGUUGUUGCUGCUGCCGGCACGGAAUCGAGCAGCCUGAAUGGACGAGUCAUGUGGAGGAGCUGUAGAGAGAGAGAGAGAGAGAGAGAGGAAUUGGGGAUUUUGGAAUUGGGGAUUUUGGGGGUUCAUUGAAGGGGUUUAAAUAGAAACUUCGAAGAGAAUUUUUAAUUACAUUGUUUAUAAGGUGUAAUUUGGCUGUUUGGCAUAUGCUUCCGUUCAUUGCGCUCCUUCACCAGCACUACCUUUUUACUUUCUUUAUUUAA
Linum tenue is the source of this 1012-nucleotide messenger RNA. The record is from the annotation of a GenBank genome assembly. Lineage: Eukaryota; Viridiplantae; Streptophyta; Magnoliopsida; Malpighiales; Linaceae.